This is a messenger RNA of Sebastes umbrosus (honeycomb rockfish), 793 nucleotides long. Its product is annotated as vascular cell adhesion protein 1-like. The coding region runs from base 217 to 657 and encodes 146 amino acids. The transcript has 2 exons. NCBI's taxonomy places the organism in Eukaryota, Metazoa, Chordata, Actinopteri, Perciformes, Sebastidae. The record is from RefSeq and is a predicted model, not a curated record.
GAGAGAGAAGGAGAGAGACAGACAUAAAGAGAUGGAGGGGUGGGGGGGGCAGAGGGAGAUAAAGAGGUUCAGAGGAGGCGUCUGCUUUCACAGAUCGACUGUUUGCUGAGGAACUGAUUCAGAGGAACGUCGACACGAAGGAGACGCUGCUGCUCUCUGCUCUCUGUUCUCUGGUUAUCUCUUCUUUCUUUCUUUCAUUCUUUCAUUCUUUUAUUCAUGUGUUCAUCAGUCUGCUGGUUAAACCCUCUGAGGAGUGAGAUGUUUGUCUGCAGGAUUUCUGUUCUCUCAGCUGUGCUGCUGGUGUCAUCGUGGUGCGUUCAGGGCCUGCGUGUGGACGUGUCUCCCAGAAGGCACCUGUUCAGACUGGGGGAGCGAGGGGAGCUGGUGUGCCGGGUCCAGGACUGUCCCACGAUGCCAAGCGUCUCCUGGUCUCUGCUGGAGGACCGACCUCUGACGGCCUCCGUCAGCACCAACAGGACUCAGUCCGUGGUGACCUUUGACCCCGUGAUGGUGGAGCAUGAAGGAGCUCUGCUGUGUCGGGUCAGCUGUGGAGGACAGAAGAAGCAGGUCAAGACCUCCGUGCACGUUUACUGUGAGUUCACACACACACACACACACACACACACACACACACACACAUACUCCAGUACACAUUGAAGGUACUUGUACUUCAGAGUAUUUCCAUGUUCUGAUACUCUCUGAUGUAAACGUUGGUAAUCUGCUGAGUCAUGGUUCAGCUGAGUUCUGAUGAGUCUUGGUUCAGCUGGGUCCUGAUGAGUCGUGGUUCAGCUGG